AUGCAAAAUUCGUGUAAUGCUCCACUGGAAUUUCUAUAUGUUGGUUUAUCAAGUUUCUGUCUUGUUACAAUGAAUAUUCUGCUCAUCCUGAUAACUGGAUAUACAGUGAAUAAGAUAAAAAAUUUAGUGCCUCUUUCAUUUACAAAUGAAAUCACCAGAAGAUUUUACCAAAAGGAUUUACGAGAAGUUCGCGAGAAUUAUAAAUGUUUACACAAAUUUGAUGCAUCUGAUUUAGCCACUUAUGCAUACAAUGAAUACCUUCGUUUGAAUAAAAUAAAUUCACAAGACGGUGAAUUAACUAAUUUGGAUAGUGAGAAUGCAGAACAGAUUGUUAAUGAAUUUCAUACAAUUAUGAAGGAUCUGAAGAAGGAUCCCUAUUUGCAAACUAUUACUGCAGAAACUACUCAAGGUGACAAUAGUUUUUUGAGAAAAUUUAUCGAGAAGUCCAGUGAAUUAUCAACUAAAAAUGCAGUUAAGCGCAUAAAACACCAUCAUACAUUUUGUCAUCCAACUACAACGUUUCAAUUAGGCGAUGAUGAGACAGUUGGUAAUUUCAACAAUGCAACUAGAAAUAGAAACACUACUACCUCUAGUAGUGUUGCUGGUGGUGGUGGUGGUGGAGGUGGUGGUGGCGGCGGUGCUAACGGUACUCUCGCCAAUCAUCAUUACCAUAUUAACAGUAACACCUAUCACUCAGAUGACAACCGGGCCAGCAAUAGGAAUUCAGAUGUCUAUCGAGUGAAACUGUUGAACAGAUUGGCUUUCGAAGUAAAUCCCCCAACGACUAUACCUGAAAAUCCUCAGAUCAAUGAUGCUAAUCUAUCACCACUGAUUGGAAAAAGUAAAUACAAAAGACUUCAUGCAGAAAUAAUGGAUUUACACUCAGGGAAAAAUCAAAAAGCUGAACCCAGUCUACGAACUUCCAGUUCUACAGGACGAUUUGAAGUGGUGUCUGUGGAAUGCCCAUCAGAAUCGAUACAUACUAAUACAGAGAGACAAGAGAAAACCGCCGGCGAGAACAACAGCAGUUCCACACUGAAGACCAUUGUUUGA
Messenger RNA from Trichobilharzia szidati, 1053 nucleotides. Lineage: Eukaryota; Metazoa; Platyhelminthes; Trematoda; Strigeidida; Schistosomatidae. The record is from the annotation of a GenBank genome assembly.